Molecule: messenger RNA, 2651 nt
Organism: Cuscuta europaea
Lineage: Eukaryota; Viridiplantae; Streptophyta; Magnoliopsida; Solanales; Convolvulaceae
Source: the annotation of a GenBank genome assembly
GUUUACGAUCUAAUUCGCAGACGGCUUGUUAGACCUCCUCCUUUCUUGAGACUUCGAAACCCUAGCCGCGGUGGUUGCUUCGCAAGCGUUUUUCCUGGAAAAAUUUGCCGCGAUUUUAAGAACGAUUUUCCUUGACGUUUUCUGAAUCGCGACCCAAUUUGUUUUUGUUUUCAAUCGAUUCUUUCAACUAUUUUUGCAAAAUCUUUCGUUUUAAAUCAAAUAUCAAAUCGAUCCGAUCUGAGGAUGUCGAGGUGCUUUCCUUAUCCUCCACCCGGCUAUACGAUUUCAAGGAGCAAUGAAGAAGCAGCCUUGAUCGAAUCGAUUAAGGUUUGUUGAAAGAGCAUCUAGAUUUACAUGUAUUUAUGCUCUUUGUAUCGGCUGCUUUGUUGAUGCUAAUCGCCUAAUACGCGUAACUGGAAUUGGGGUGGGUGAUGGGUUGUACUUACAUAUACCCUUCGUAAAUAGUGAUAUGUACUCCGGGUUCUGCCCUUUGCAUAUAUGCCGCAUCCAUAGGAUUUCAGGCUUGCACAUAUGUGUAGAUGUAGGUGAUUUUUUAAUUAAAAAUGUUAUUCCAUGGCUGUAUUGUAUGUGCUUGGAAGUCUGGAACUGUUGGUAAGCAAAGAACUCGAUAUGAACUCUUUGGUUAUCAUUGGAGACCCCAAUGUAAUUCAUGCGGUAAUUUGUAUGUGCUUGGAGUUGGGGUACUUUUUAAUCAAUGUUAAUGAGUGACCAAAUCAAACAUUUAGAGCUCCAUUACUAGAAAGAGUGCAUAAUGGAACUGUUUUUGGAUGUUACGCUUGGUUAUAGAACUUUUAACCAGCUUUUUUGUAGACAGUCUGACCAAAUUGAGUUUGGUGUUGCAUGAGGUUACAUGGUUUGUAGGGAUAAUAUGCACAUAAGGUGCUGGGAUUGCUUGUUAUUGUGUAAAUGGGAUUCUAAGUUCUUGGUCAUGUGUGCCGUGGAAGGUGUAUAGAUAUGUUGAACCUUGUGUUUUCUCAGUUCUUGGCUUCUGUAAUAUGAAAUUCUUUAUGUCAUUAUCCCAUCAAUCUCUCUCAUUAGAAGAGAAGAAAACCAAACCAAUGAGUUGAAAAUAGUUUAUUAGAAAUAAAAAGUUCCCUUGUUGAUCAAACUAGAAUUUACAAACAUCCAAUGAAGUCUCUUUCCCUGACUUUGCAGUGUUUAGGAGGACUAUUUCACGCUUCUUCACCUGUUUUUGAAAUUUUACCAAGUCUUAUAAAUCUUGCAUUCUUUUACCUAGGCCAAAUGUCGUGUAAUCCAACUGUCUUUUUUCUCUUAGAGUUUGUGUAUAAGCACAAAGCUUUUAUUAUACUCGCUCAGAGUUUGUAUAUACCUCAUCCCUUCCUCUGGCCUCAUAACAUUUUCAUCUUUGCCACCUUUAUCUCUAUGAGUUUGCCUGGUUUUGAAUUGAUAGGAGUGUUGGUGGUUGAAACACUGUAAUAAUUCUUUGAACCGUACAUGUGACUUGUCAUGAUGGAUUUGAUCCUCUUGCUCGCAAUCCUAAAUUUUUUGUCAUGAUUCCCUAAAGCUCCAAAAGGAGAGGGAGAAGAAAGACAAAGCAGACAGUAAAGAUGAGAAGAAGAGGGAAAAGAGAGAGAAAAGGAAGGAAAGGAAAGAAAGGAAAGAGAAGUCAAAACAAAAGUCCAGUGAUCCUGUUCAGUCCGACAAAAGACCCAAGAAUGAAACUUCCCAGUCCAAAGGUGGUGGGUGUAUUGAAAAAAAGAGAUCCCCUGAUUCUGAGCAGUUAGAAAGGAGCAACCUUACUGAGGAAUUUGGUCAUGCUGUUUGUUCAGAAUGCCCAAACAAUUCUUCUGAUAGCACUCAGAACAGCAAUAAAAGGAAAAGGAGUUCUUGCCCACCAAACGUGACCCGUACUCAUGGAAAUGUCUUUAAGAUACGGCUUCCUUUACAGAACCAAAUCAACCAUGAUUCUACUUCUCUUGCUAAAGCUCAAGAGAUUUGUUCAACUUCGGGUCGAAUUGAUUUACCUGUACCACCCAAAUGUGAAUCGUCGUCUACUGUUCGCGUCCCACGAGAUGCCAUUGACAAGAUUUUACCAUCUGCUCCAAAAUCCAAACAAGUGGCAGAGACGCCUAUGCAAAGAGAAGAAAUGAAGUACAUGGAUUUAAUAGAGAAAUUUAUUCCCUCUAGAUUGAGCGACACUCUUGAUUGCAGUGAUGAUGAAGAUUGGUUAUUCAAGGGAAAGCGUGAUGAGAGUGAGGUGACAUGUGUGAAGAAGAGGAAGCCUAUGAGGAGCUCCUAUGAGUUGUGCAGUGCAACGGCUUUGAGAGCCCCUUGUGCCCAGUUUUUGCCGGAUGUGGGAAUAUAUGCAUUGCCAUUCACCAUUCCUUUUUGAGUCGUGUAUGAAAACGUUAGUCCUGUUAUGAAUGCUAUACUGACAGCAAAGAUUUUUUUUGCCACUGGUUGAGGUGUAUAUAUAUUUUUUUAUUCGGUUUUGAUGUUGCUGCCAAGUACGUGUUUUAGGCCCCUCUGACAAAAUAGCAUUUCUAAAAUGGUUAGGAUUUGAGCACAUUAACUGUAGUUUCUAAUCACAAUUAUCACAUUUAGUGUUUUACCGCUUUUACGUGAGCUUGGAUUCUAACUGUUAGAUGAUGAUGUCGAAAGAAAUAAAC